This is a messenger RNA of Nannizzia gypsea CBS 118893, 735 nucleotides long. RefSeq lists its product as hypothetical. Lineage: Eukaryota; Fungi; Ascomycota; Eurotiomycetes; Onygenales; Arthrodermataceae. The record is from RefSeq and is a predicted model, not a curated record. The coding region runs from base 1 to 735 and encodes 244 amino acids. The transcript has a single exon.
AUGAGCAUCGCAACGUUCGAUUCCGUGGUGGAAUUAACACGACAUCUUCUACAAUGCAAUGCGUCGGCGGUUACUCUGAUACUCUGUUUGACCCGAGAGACCUUUGUCGACGAGUUAUACGCGGAUAUACAAGCUCAGUCUAUUCUUGUACCACGAGAGCGAUGCAGUCCACCAGCGGAAGAAGACCUUAAGGAAGAAAACAACCAUGCAGAAGACUACCAUGGAGGAAAAGCCCAUAAAGAAGAAGACACCCAUGAAGAAGAAUAUGAGAAUAACCACUGGAUGCUCUCGAAUACGCUCGGGCUACUGUCCCGCUCUGAGAAAAUACGGGUUGUCUUUUGUCCCACCAUCGAGCAUCUCAGGGCAUACCUAGGUGGCUCUUUCAGGGUGCGCAGGACACGAGAUGGACAGGAAGGGGACAAUCUGUACCAAGACAAUGCUGUGCUUACAAUAGUCAACCUGGUCUCCAUCCAUUCUUCUACUAUCGAGUUCUCCGCGCAGGGACUAUCAAGGACGGCUGCCCUGGCCGUGGAGGCUGCCGCGAGAGAGCAAGUAAGGCUAGUCUUAUGCGAAUGCAAAUCCGUCCUAGACGCAGGACAGCACGGCUCUAAUAUAUGGGAUGUAAAAGUUCCGCUUUUGAAUUCGAUUACCAGAUCAACGGGGGAAGAAGGGCUGCCUGGCGUCAAAACCAUACAAGUGAAGCAGGUCAUGAAGAAGUGGUUUCGGUUUGAAUAG